This is a messenger RNA of Amaranthus tricolor (Joseph's coat), 1731 nucleotides long. RefSeq lists its product as uncharacterized. Bases 1 to 1731 code for a protein of 576 amino acids. The record is from RefSeq and is a predicted model, not a curated record. The transcript has 3 exons. Lineage: Eukaryota; Viridiplantae; Streptophyta; Magnoliopsida; Caryophyllales; Amaranthaceae.
AUGGCGGCCUUCGAUGGAACGUCCUGCCCGGAGGAACACCUAAUGGCAUACAAGAACCUGAUGCUGCUGUAUACCACUAACCCAUUACUGUGGUGCAAGUUCUUCCCAACUACUCUUACGGGAGUAGCUCUGACAUGGUACACCUCCCUUUCAGGGGGAAGUAUCCACAACUUUGCCCAACUGGAAGGCAAGUUCCUGGGUCAUUUUGUAGCGUCGAGAAGACAGGAAAAAUCAAACUUCCAUUUGCUCAGCAUCACACAAUUGGAAGGAGAGUCCAUAUCAUCAUACUUGAAAAAGUUCCACGAGGCGGUACUGGAAGUAACUGAUUUGGAAGAGUCGGUUGCGUUAAACACCCUGAUCAACAGAAUGAAGGCUCAAAGGCUGAAGUUCCAGAUGGUCGAGAGCCAAACACAUAAUCCUAAGAAACGAAGGUCGGAUAAGAGGGAUGUCACAGCCAAUCAUUCCUCAAGGAGCAGAGAGGAACAUUCAUCAAGGAGGGAAAGAAACUACUUGCCGCGUCGUCCAGAACCUCCGUCAGAUAUGGGGCCUCCACGAUCCAGACACGUAUAUGUCGCUAAAGGGGAGCCCAGGACGCGGAAUUUAUUAGAUGGAGGCAACGAUCCGCUGUUAACCCGAAACAGGAAGGACAUAUUCUUCGCCAUCCGGGAUCAAUUGCCAACUCCACCUCCUACUACCACCCCCUCUGAUCGACGCAACUACAAUUUGUGGUGUGAUUACCACAAAGAGCACGGCCACACUUUGGUCCAGUGCCGCGAAUUCAAACGUAUCCUACAUCAACUGGCCGAUGAGGGGAAAUUGUCCAGGUUCAUCAACCGGAAGGAUUAUGAUGCUAGAAGAGAAGCAGAAAGGAGGCCGUGGAAUCAAAGACGCAGAUCCCCCAAAAGGGACGAGGCCAGCGUCCACACUCUGCUAAAAGGGCCCCCAAAAGCCUCAUCAAAUGGACCGAUCAUGAGGUUUGAUGCCACGACCUCCCAAACGCUGCAACAACCACAUACUGACCCUCUGGUGGUCACCCUAAAAAUUGGGCAAAUGAAAGUCAAGAGGGUACUAGUAGAUACCGGGAGCACCGCUGAUCUCAUAACAAUGGAAUGCCUGAGAAAAAUGAAGUUCAAAGAAAAGCACUUACAACCCCUCGAUAAACCGUUGAUCGGGUUUGGGGGAAGUCAGGUUCUUCCACUAGGCAUGAUCAUUCUCUCCGUGCGGGUAAGGGAAAGAAAUGAAAGCAGAACCGUGCCCAUACAAUUCACGGUGGUGGAUCUCACAUUCCCCUACAACGCUAUCAUGGGGCUUCCACUCAUCAACAAGAUCAAAGCCGCAAUCUUCCCUCAUCAACUCCUGUUACAAUUUGAGCGAGAUGGACAAGUGGGUAUCCUCAAAGGGGAUCAGGUGACGGCACGCCGAUGCCUCAUCAAUACCUUAAAACGAGGAGCUUCCAUCACCCCCUCCAAAAGAGAAAGAGAAGAAGAUUCCCCGACUGUCAUGAGUGUGUAUCUGGAGAACCCUAACAUGCACGCGAGGCCUCACCCCGUAGAACGAUACGAGGAGGCAGACAUGUUCGAAGGAAAACGCAUCAAGAUAGGGAAAGAUCUUCCUGGCCUGGUCAACAAGAUAUCAUGGCCACCCUUACUGAGUUCCGCGACGUCUUUGCUUUUUCCACGGAGGAAAUGCCUGGCAUUCCUACAAGCGUCAUGUGCCUUAAACUUGAUAUAA